CUACACAGCCUGAGGAGGACACUGAAGUUAACUAACUACAGGAUAACAUUUGCAUAAUAUAAGGAACUGUACAAACAAAGUUCUCAACUCUUUGUGUGCUCAGCCUCCAAAACAAGAGACAGCAGCAAGAUGUCUGGUGUAGAAGAUGCUUUCCGUAAAUUCGCAGUAUACGGUGACACAGCUGCCAGUGGCAAUGAGAUGACCGGGAAAAACUUUUCCAAGAUAUGCAAAGAGUGUGGGGUGAUGGAUGGAAAAGCCGUGACCAGCACUGAUGUCGACAUAGUAUUCAACAAAGUCAAGACCAAGGGUGCCCGCACCAUCACAUUUGCUGAGUUCCAGCAGGCCAUGAAGGAACUCUGUGGUAAGCGCUUCAAGGGCAAAACACCAGAGGAAGCACUGCAGGCUGUGUAUGGCCUCAUCGAGGGGAAGGAGCCAGGCAGUGCAGGCACCACGAAAGCCACCAAGGUUGGUGGGGUUGAGAGGCUGACGGACACUAGCAAAUACACCGGCAGUCACAAGGAGCGCUUUGAUGAGAGUGGCAAAGGGAAAGGUCUUGUUGGCCGCGAGGACCUGAGCGACAACAGCGGCUAUGUUGGUGGCUACAAGGGAGCAGGCACUUACGACAAGACACAUUAGGCAUGAAACUGCUUAGGAAAGCAAGGACUUUCUUCCCCUAUUACUUGGGAGGAGAGGCAAAUAAAUAUCUCAUGCAACUGG
Cygnus olor (mute swan) is the source of this 717-nucleotide messenger RNA. Its product is annotated as tubulin polymerization-promoting protein family member 2-like. The record is from RefSeq and is a predicted model, not a curated record. Gene Ontology annotation, molecular function: tubulin binding; calcium ion binding. Gene Ontology annotation, cellular component: microtubule. The transcript is spliced from 4 exons. Gene Ontology annotation, biological process: microtubule polymerization; positive regulation of protein polymerization; microtubule bundle formation. The coding region runs from base 130 to 636 and encodes 168 amino acids. NCBI's taxonomy places the organism in Eukaryota, Metazoa, Chordata, Aves, Anseriformes, Anatidae.